Molecule: messenger RNA, 2622 nt
Organism: Cydia pomonella (codling moth)
Lineage: Eukaryota; Metazoa; Arthropoda; Insecta; Lepidoptera; Tortricidae
Exons: 7
Coding region: 533-1504 (323 amino acids)
Biological process (GO): regulation of transcription by RNA polymerase II
Molecular function (GO): DNA-binding transcription factor activity, RNA polymerase II-specific; RNA polymerase II cis-regulatory region sequence-specific DNA binding
Source: RefSeq, a predicted model, not a curated record
CCAUGCUGCCACUGCAGUAGGGCUAAGAUGGUCGGUUUUUUAUCAUCUGUCACCAUGCAUGUCACGUUCUAACAAGUUUGUAAGAGCAAAAGUGAUGCAAAAUAUUGUUAAAAAUAUGUAUCUACACUUUGUAUUAAAAUAAAAUCAAUUUUAAACAACCUCUGUCUUCUCAGUUUUAUUGACCAUUUGUAAAUUUUACAUUGAAAAAAGGUUGCAUUCCUUAUUACCAAAUGGCUGUUCGUAAAAAACCAUAGCGAAUUCUUUUUUCAAUUUCAAAAUUCCAUUCUGACAAAAGCCAUAGCGUUUAGAAACAAAAUACGUUCAUUGCUUCUUUCCCUUCGCGGUUAUACCGUUCUUGUGAAAUUGUCUUGGCAAUUCAUCUCCGCAUUAUAAUCUAAUUUACUCGGAGUAAGUGUUAAGUGCCUUAUGUCAGUGUAAAGUGACGUGUAAAAUAAGUAAUCAGGUCAAAGACCUUUGCUUCUGUUAGCUUUUAAGAAAAUUCACCACGCUGCGCAGGUCCGUGAUCAAAGUCAUGAAGAUCAAACUGCCGCGAGACCGUUUCCCGUCCACAUCAUCCACCGACGAGAACGAGAGCGGCGCUGAAUGGGACACGCUGGUGGCGCCGCCCCCGCGCCCCGCGUACAUCCACCACCCGCCGCCGCCGCAGGCUGUCGUCGGAGGCGCCGUGCGCAAGCGUCGCGGCAACCUUCCCAAGCACGCCGUCAAGAUACUCAAGAGAUGGCUGUACGAGCACCGAUACAACGCGUACCCCAGCGACGCGGAGAAGCUGACGCUGAGCCAAGAGGCGAAUUUGACAGUUUUACAAGUAUGCAACUGGUUUAUAAACGCCCGCCGUCGAAUCCUGCCAGAGAUGAUCCGCCGCGAAGGCCACGACCCCCUGCACUACACCAUUUCACGCCGCGGCCGCAAGCAGAGCUCCGCCAUGAUGGCCCCGCCCGGCCAGCACCUGCAGGGCUACGGCCAGAUGGGCAUGGGGAUGAACAUGGGGAACAUGGCUAUAGGGAGCGUGGCGUCCACGUCGGGCGUCGUCGUAUGGGACGGCAUUGGGAUUGAUGCCAAUACCGAUCACAACCGCAGCCACGUGUACGGCGACGGUCUCCUGGUCUACCGGAGCGACGGCGACGAGCUGGUCGAGGAGUACUCCAGCAUCAGCGAGGAGGAGGUCAAGUACGAUCCGUCCGUGUGGCAGUCGGUCAUCAGCUGCUCCAGCGAGAGGCUGCAGGAUGACAGAGACACCGGCGCCGUAGUAACCGUGUCCACCUCCGAAGAGAUCGACGUGGUCGGCAACUCUAAACUAGAUACCGGUGGUUGGCACCCGCAGUUGGCCCACCUGCCCCAGCUGCCGCACCCGCUCCGCCGCGUCCAGGUGGUGCCGGCUGAGAGAGAUGGGGACAGCGACAAGUUCAAGUGUCUCUAUCUCCUCGUGGAGACUGCGGUCGCCGUGCGUCAGAGGGAGAAGGAACAAGAAGACCUUAUUGGUUAAAAUCGCAUUUGGAAUAACAGCGCCCUACUUCGAAAAUCGAAAUUUCGUUAUCUGCCUCUCUGUCGCUCUUGUGUAUUCGGAACGGAACGGAUAGACAGGCAGAUAAAGAAAUUUCAAUUUUAGUUUUUCGUGAUAGAAUAGAGGUAUUUUCUAGAAAAGUUAAUAAGACACGUAAAGAGAUUCAAACUACUGCAGGCGUAAUUUUGUUACUGAAGGUUAUAUGGCGUUGUGGCGUUGUAUGAGAUAAGAGAAUUUGAAAUAGAGGUGGAUUGUCAAAGAAAAUUUUGUAGCCACAGUGAAUUUACUGCCAUCUUUACACUGAAUCCGAAAACAUGAUUAAACCUUUUAGAACGCCAUUUGCCAUUUGACUAUGGUCCUUAUUCUUUCACUGAUAUGUGUUAAAUUUGUUAAAAAUCAAAAAGUGGCGCCAUCUAAUAGAUCAAAAGCCUAAAGGUACGGCAGUAUCGUUUCGAGCGAUGGCGCUACAAACUGCCCUUUGCCCGGCAAGAUGGCGCGACAGUUUGAUAUUUAACAAAUUAAACACAUAAAUAAUAAAUAAAUAAAUAUUAUAGGACAUUAUUACACAAAUUGACUAAGUCCCACAGUAAGCUCAAUAAGGCUUGUGUUGAGGGUACUUAGACAACGAUAUAUAUAUUAUAUAAAUAUCUAUAAAUACUUAAAUACAUAGAAAACACCCAUGACUCAGGAACAAAUAUCCAUGCUCAUCACACAAAUACAUGCCCUUACCAGGAUUUGAACCCGGGACCAUCAGCUUCGUAAGCAGGGUCACUACCCACUAGGCCAAACCGGUCGUCGAACCAAACAUAUCGGUAAAAUAAAAAGGAUCAAAGUCAAAUGGCGUUCUAAGUUUUAAUGAUGUAUCGAAAGAUAACAGUAAAUUUACUGUGGCUACAAAAUUUUCUUUGUCAAUCCACCUCUAUUUCAAAUUCUCUUUACUAGAACAAAACGUAUAUAGACGUAUAUCGCCAUCUACUUUAGCUAUCAAAUUAUCGUCUACAAUAUUUUUAGACUACUUUAUGCAGCUAAGUAUCCUGUGUCUACAGCAUGGUUUAUCUAAUAUCAAUCCUCUAUAUUGGUACGUAAGAUUUUCUCCAAGA